This is a messenger RNA of Colletotrichum spaethianum, 1323 nucleotides long. Its product is annotated as alpha-1,3-mannosyltransferase CMT1. NCBI's taxonomy places the organism in Eukaryota, Fungi, Ascomycota, Sordariomycetes, Glomerellales, Glomerellaceae. Bases 1 to 1323 code for a protein of 440 amino acids. The transcript has 2 exons. The record is from RefSeq and is a predicted model, not a curated record.
AUGAUCGCCAACUUCCAUAAUCCGAGACGGCUUCGCACGCCCUUCAUCGCCAUCGUCGUCUUCAUCUUAAUCACCGGUUUCUUCCUGCUUUUCCACCAGCCAUUGGUUCAGUACUUUGUAGUGCCCUGGACCUCGGAACAAUAUGGCGGCAGCUGGAUGAACGAUUCAGCACCCAACUGGGUCCAGCCAACACUCUACGAGGGCCGUCCAGACAAGACCGGUGAGGCAAGCCAGUAUGUGCAAGCCAUCCUGGAUCCCAAGAACGGCGGCUUCCCCAUUGUCAACUGCCCCUCACCCAACGUCACACGCUACGGGGUCCUGCGUCCAACCGAGAACAUGGACAAGCGGCACUACUUCUUCGCUCUCGACUUGCGACAAGUCAGAGAGCUCCUACCCCAGCUCAUCGGCGCGGUGCUGGAAGCCAUGAACAUCAUCGGCCCCGAGAACUGCGCCCUUUCCGUCGUCGAGGGCAUCUCGACCGACGGCACCUACGAGACCCUCUACCGCCUCCAAGCGCACAUGGAAAAGAUGGGAAUCGCGUAUUACCUGCAGACGAGCAACAUCGACUCACACAGUGGCGAUCGCAUCGGCAAACUCGCCAAGCUCCGGAACCUAGCGCUGGAGCCGAUGAUGGCAGAGGCUGAUGCCUACGACCCGAAGGCGACAAUUGUCUUUUUGAACGACGUUGCCGCGUGCACCGAAGACAUACUCGAACUGGCGUACCAGAAGCAGGUUCAAGGGGCGGAUAUGACCUGCGCGAUGGACUACCACUUCCUCCGGUUCGCCCCGCACAACGGAGAGCCCUCGUUCUAUGACUCGUGGAUUUCCCGAGCCAUCAACGGCGACACGUUCCUCCCGAUUCCCGACAGGACGCCUAAGGGAGAGCAGUGGAGCGACGUCGCCAACAUGUUCUGGAACCACCCGUACUCCCAAGAUCGCUAUCUCAGCCGGAAGCCGCUGCAGGUGUUUGCUUGUUGGAACGGAGGCGUUGCGAUGACUGGCGAGCCCUUCCUCAACAAGAAGCUCGACUUCAGGAGGUCGUACCCGGGCGAAUGCCACACGGGCGAGCCGACGCUGCUGUGCAAAGACCUGUGGAAUCUCGGCCACGGCAAGAUCGCCGUCGUGCCGAGCGUCAGCUUGGCGUACAACGUCAAGGACGGAAGGCAGAUCAAGGAGGAGAGGGGGUUCGCUUCGUCGUGGACGGUGAUAGAGAACUCGGGGUCGCCGCCCAAGAUCAACUGGCAGACGGAGCCGCCCGAAAUGGUCAAGUGCAUGCCGACGUUUAGGAAUCAGUUCUGGCGGCCUUGGAACGAGGGGCUGUAG